This is a messenger RNA of Pectinophora gossypiella (pink bollworm), 2699 nucleotides long. RefSeq names its product proteoglycan 4-like. Lineage: Eukaryota; Metazoa; Arthropoda; Insecta; Lepidoptera; Gelechiidae. The transcript is spliced from 3 exons. Gene Ontology annotation, molecular function: chitin binding. Gene Ontology annotation, cellular component: extracellular region. The record is from RefSeq and is a predicted model, not a curated record. The coding region runs from base 16 to 2160 and encodes 714 amino acids.
CCGCCUCGCGACAACAUGCACCCUUUGUGGAUCGUACUCGCUUUGCUCCCCAUACUCGGGGGAGCAGAACGCUUCAACUGCCGCGGCCGCAUCCUGGGCGCGUACUACGCAGACGCGAAGUCGGGAUGCAAAGCGUUCCACGUGUGCGUACGAGUCGCCGGCGGGGGUAUAAGGGACUUCAGGUUCUUCUGUCCGCCUGGUACCCUGUUCCACCAAGAAGCUCAGACCUGCACUGACUGGGGCGAUGAUGACCCGCUGGCCUGCCCCGCAGACCUCUACGACGGUUAUGACACCAAGAAGUUGUCGUCUCAAGGAACCCGUGACGAGGAAACGGAAUUCGGCCUCCAACGGGCGGAGACAGGUGACAGGCGCAAUCAGAAUAAUGCAAAUAAUGUGAACAAUGCACCGGCGUCGGACCUGCGCGCUGCUCACUCCUCGGACUUCUUUAGUGGACAGAGGGACCGCGGCCGGGAUGACCCCGCUCCCGCCCCGCAACGCCCCGCCCCUCAGUCCCCGCCCCGCCAGUCCUUCCGACGAGCAACUACCCCCCGUCCUUCCCCUACCACCACUCAGUUCACUACCGCUCAGCCCCUACCCGCCAACCCACCUCACUACGAUGCCGGUUCCAAGCGUAAACUUGUAAGAAAACGCCCCAUCUAUGUCUCCACUCAAGCCCCGUCCACUUUCGCGCAGAGCACAGCACAGUCUUUCCCUACAAAGUCACAGAACUACCCCAAACAAGCAUUCUCCCAGCCGCCUCAGCAAUCGUUCCCUCAGCAACCUCAGCAACCAUUCUCCCAGCCUCAACCACCUUUCAUAUCUAAACCACAAAACACUUUCCAACCACCGCAACAAAACUUCAACCAGAGAGCUCCAGUUCAAGUUAAACAAACGACCACUACUCUUUCACCCCCGUCAGACAUCCCACCUGAAUACAAAGACGAAUACGUUGAAGUCGUCCGUGUUGCACCCAAACAGCCCAAAAAUAGGUUCUUCCCCACCGCCGCCUCUACCCGCGCGCCCGCUCCUUUCUCUCCAUCGUCUCCAGCCCAAAACUACAACAACAACAAUAGUAACAACAAAAAAGAUAGCUUAGUAGAACUUUACAACUACGACUCUCAAUCCACGCCCGGCCUCUCGCAAAACGACAACCGACCCUUCAAGGUACGAAACAGCUUCACAGUCCAAGACACUCCAAGGGAAGACUUCGCUCGUACGAACAUUAACUCAAACAAUGCGAGGAAUACCCCCACCACCACUGUAGAGUACAACACCGCUAAUUCACGAGGCUUCGCCACGAGCACGCCAGCGUAUAGAAACUUCAACAGUGUGUCAUACGAACCGGAAAAGAACUUCGUUUCUCACUCUGGAGCUAAACAGAAUUAUUACAAUGGCCCUUCAUCAACGCCCACUACCACAGCUUACACGACCCCAGCAAACCUGAACACUAUUGCGUACAAUACAAACAUCGCUCUCAAUACGAUUCAGCCCGCCAACUACGAGUACGGCAACGGUGAAGAAGAUGACGGGCAGUACCGUCCCCCGCAGGGCGAAGAUGACGGCCAGUACCGACCGGAGCUGUACGAGCGGGAACUGCUGUCCGGAGCUCACUCACUAAACAUCGCGGCCAGUGGCAACAGGCUGCCUGAGGAUCAAAAGGCUCACGGGAAAUCUCAGGUGCAACAGAAUAAGAAAGUAUCCCAAACGUCUGCCCCGAGACCGUUCAGACCCGCCCCCACGCCAUCGGAAGCACCUACGACGACACGUGCCCCUGAACCGACAUACACCACUACGUAUAGAGCGCCAACGGUUAACACGCAACGCACAUUCGACUACUUCCAGACGUACACGACUACCUCCAGGCCCAAUGAGCCAUCGGCGCCAGCGCAAUUCAACCCCGCGCCUGUGUCCAACGCCGGUGCGCGGCCGAGCACAACGCAAGUCCCGCCGGCCCCGCGAGCCCCGGAGCCGCGGCCGACGCCCCGCGCGCCUGCGCCACCGACUUUGGCGCCUCCUCGACCCAGCCCCCGGCCCCAGCACUCUAACCCGCCGCGCAAGCAAGAGGACUCCAGCUACGACUACGCGUACUAUGACUCCGACACAGGGUUCUCGGAAUACGACCAAAUAGAAGAGUUUGGCAGAACUAAAUCAAGAGCGUAAGCGCUCGUAUAACAUAUAAUUCACUGCCAUUAAAUUAGUCGCCUCUUUAGAUAAUUAUUGAACAGCUGUAGGUACAAAAGUGUGAAUGUAUUAUUUACUCCUCAUUAGAAGUUUCGAGUCUGUUGCCAACAACAUUAUUACGAAUACUUUUAUCCCAUGUAUUAGCUAGAAUUUGAGGUAAUAGUACAACUUUUGUAUAUACGUAUUUUCGCCAGACUUCACUAUUCUGAAUUAGACUGAUUCCAAUGCCAGUUUCUGUAUCUGAAGAGGUUUACCGUAGUUACCCUAAAUUAUUUGUGAUAUUAAUACGAAUGUUCAUAUUGGGUUAAGUCGUUAGCUAGAAGAGUAGAUUCUAUAAAAUACCAGCUGUAAUUCGAAUUUAUUCGUGUGAAAUCUUCGCCAGUGGUUUGCCGUCAUCGAUAUUUAUUAUGCAGAUUGCGGAUGACAAUAGAUUUAUUUCCUAUAUAUGUACAAUAGAAAGUAAGUUAUACUAUAGAUUGUAAAAUAUUUCAUUGUAAAUAAAGUUUUCGUAAAGACAA